Momordica charantia (bitter melon) is the source of this 1321-nucleotide messenger RNA. It is a transcript of the gene SYP31, whose product is annotated as syntaxin of plants 31. Gene Ontology annotation, biological process: endoplasmic reticulum to Golgi vesicle-mediated transport; vesicle fusion; intracellular protein transport. The record is from RefSeq and is a predicted model, not a curated record. Gene Ontology annotation, molecular function: SNAP receptor activity; SNARE binding. NCBI's taxonomy places the organism in Eukaryota, Viridiplantae, Streptophyta, Magnoliopsida, Cucurbitales, Cucurbitaceae. Gene Ontology annotation, cellular component: SNARE complex; Golgi membrane; endomembrane system.
UCAUUGCCGAUGAAGGUGACAGGUACGUCUAAACCAACGAACGAACGUUCAUCAAUCAAUAAAAUGCCUUAAUUUUUCAGAAGCACCGACAAAUGGGUUCCGUAUAUCGUGAUCGGACGACGGAGUUCCGGUCACUGUCGGAGACGCUGAAGAAGGCCGGAGGAGUCACAGCCGCCGUCAGUCCAGCUAAAAAUGACCCGUCGGCGUCCGUACCGUCCGGAUCACCGGCCGCUACACGAUCGGAAUUCAGCAGGAAGGCCUCGCGUAUCGGAUUGGGAAUCCAAGAAACCUCUCAGAAGAUCGUGAGGCUUGCUCAGUUGGCAAAAAGAUCAUCAAUGUUUGAUGAUCCCAUUAGGGAAAUACAGGAAUUGACCGCUUUGAUUAAGAAUGAUAUUACAUCAUUGAAUGUAGCUAUCACAGAUUUGCAAACCAUCCAAAAGGUGGAAACAUCAGAUGGAAAUUAUUCCCAGGAUAGAGUGGUUCAUUCAACAGCAGUAUGUGAUGACCUGAAGAGCAAACUUAUGGGAGCUACAAAACAGCUUCAAGAUGUGUUAACCGCAAGAACAGAGAAUAUCAAGGCCAACGAGAGUCGGAGGCAAAUAUUUUCUGCAAAUGCAAACAGAGAAAUUCCUUUUCAAAAUCAAGCCAAAAUUGUAACUCAACCACCACCUUGGUCUAGUAAUACAUCUGAAAAUGCCCAAUCAUCCAUGUUGUUGUCAAAUGGGGCUCAAGUUGGGGGUCAAUUGAGACGAAGGUUAGCUGUGGAGAACACUCCAUCCCAGCAAAUGGAGAUGUCAAUGUUACAGCAGGUGGUUCCUAGGCAGGAAAAUUAUUCACAAAGUCGUUCAGUUGCUCUCCAUAAUGUGGAAUCCACCAUUUCAGAACUCAGCGGAAUUUUUACACAUCUAGCCACCAUGGUUGCACAUCAAGGAGAACUUGCUAUCAGGAUCGAUGACAACAUGGACGAAUCAUUGGCAAAUGUAGAAGGCGCUCGAAGUGCGCUUUUAAGGCAUCUUAACCAGAUAUCAUCAAACAGAUGGCUUCUUAUCAAAAUAUUUGCCAUUUUAAUACUUUUCUUGAUGGUCUUCAUUUUCUUGGCAUAAGCGUCAGCUUCAAAACCCAACUAUUUUUGUUUACGGUGCUCCCCUCUGCUGUAGAUUCAAGGAUUUCCUUUUCUUAUGGGGUUCUUUCAAGUCUUACCGAAUAUACGAACACAUCAACUUGUUUAUAUUUUUUAACAGAAAAAAGCAUGUACACUGUAUUGUGGGAAUUUGGAUUCGACAUGGUAUAUCAAAUUACUUGAUUAGGAUUAAAAGUUCAA